Molecule: messenger RNA, 2053 nt
Organism: Scleropages formosus (Asian bonytongue)
Lineage: Eukaryota; Metazoa; Chordata; Actinopteri; Osteoglossiformes; Osteoglossidae
Product: MICOS complex subunit mic25a-like
Exons: 8
Coding region: 359-967 (202 amino acids)
Cellular component (GO): mitochondrion; MICOS complex
Source: RefSeq, a predicted model, not a curated record
CUCGACUCGGUGAAGACGGUGCGAAUGGAAUAACUCACUGCGCUGUUUAUUCAUCCGGAAUGUCUUUCAAAUUUAAGUCCACACGUUUGCGAGGACCACCUGCACGACGUGUUCGUGCGUGUUUCUUUCGGUCCCUUCCCUUUUGCGGCCUUUUUUCCCUUCUUCUUUCCGCUCACACUGCGAAAGCGCGCGCGCCCUCCCGCCGGUUCCGCGCUCUUUGGCUCGCGCACCGAGGCGAGUGCUGCACGGAGCGCGCGCGCGUCCUUCCUUGCGCGCCAACGACGUGUAUGUGUACGGCUCCUCCACGCCACGGUUCCCGAAAUCCGAACUUAAGCUCUCAGAGCAGGUCCUCCAGAGGAUGCGGGACCCCAGCCCUGGAACCGACGUUAAACCGGCCCCUUCGGACGCUCGCGGAGAGGAUUCUGGGAAACCGCCCACCUCCACAAGUCAGGAGUAUCCCUCUUCAGCUCCAUCAGGGUCCCAGCCAGCAGAGGAGCUAAAGAAGAGGUUCGAGCGGGAGCAGGCCAUCGCACGGGAGGAGCUGGCCAAUGUGGCAAGACGGGAGAGGGAGGCUGCUCGCGAGGAGCUCAGCAUGGCGCUGCUGCGGGAGAGGAUUCAAAGCCGUGGGGAGGCAGAAAGAGCCCAGCGGCUGGCCAAGCAGCUGGAAAAGAAGGAGAGAGACCUGAAUGUUCUUGAUGCUUUCUACAAGGCGCAGCUGGCCCAACUGGAGAAGAAGGGCCUCGGUGACUUCAGAACAGCAAGCAGGCAGUUUCAGGAGGCAGCAGCCAGCAUGGAAGCUCGUCUACAGCCCCGCAGCACGGAGCCGGUGUGCAGCAGCCUGCAGGCACGUGUCCUCCACUGCUACCGCGAGAACCUGGGGCAGACCCUGCGCUGCUCCGACGUGGCUAAGGAGUACAUGCAGUGCAUCAAUAAGGUCACAAAGAACAUGCUGGUGAACCACGGCUGAAGAAGAUGGCCAGUCAGGGGCUCCCUGGGAGCGUUCGAACCUGCCUCGGCUGGAUCCGUACCUCAUCUGUGCCAGGAGGAGCACCUCACCGGCAGCAGCAUGUUUCCUUCACUGCUUCAUCUUGAUUUGUUUUGAAGUUGCGCUGCAACACAACCUUGGCAAAGGCUGAAAAGGGCUUUUGUUUAUAUUUCUUUUUUUUUUUUUCUUUUUGUCAUGAGUAACCUGAAUUUUAAUGAUGGACUCUGGGAGAUAUGUCCUGUGUCUCAGAUGGUCUCAUUAAACCAUGUCCUGGUGUGGACUCACUUUGAUGGAGGUUUGGUCUGUGUGCUGUUCAGUGCCAUCUAUAAAGGUGUGGUUUCACAUCAGUUGGGGGUCGAACCUCCACAAAGCAGCCGACUGAGAGUUUCCAGAACCAAAAGCUGUGAGCUCUUGCAGUGUUACAUGAGGUUUAUCCAGACCAGUACAUAACAUAUGGGUGUGCACUAUAUUUCUUAUGUCACCACCAAAAGGGUUCCUGUGUGUUCUCUGUUGCGCUUACAUCCCCUACAGAGACGACUGCAUGGUCACUUUCUCAGUGCUCUCUGAAGUCAGCCCUUCUCCUGGUGUGCCUCAGUGCAAACGCAACAUUGGAUUAACGUACAUUGUCACAGCAUACACAGAACAUACGUAGUUGCAUGCAAGACAUUUCCACAUACAUAAGCAGCAGCUCAGUCUCAGAGAUGGUUUAGAGAAAUACUUGUGGAACCAGCCCAUUGUGUCUUCCUCAGCAACACGGUAUGGUGUUACCAUGGCAAUGCCUCUGAUGAGCCAAAGGUGGAGUGGAACCUUGACAAUAACCCUUUCCUGUCCCAGCUGAAAGCAUCCUAUCUGGAGGGACAGGAAAGAGCUCCACUAAGGAGCUUUUCUACUCAGAUGGCCACAUCACUCCAGUUUCAGCUGUGCUCACCCAUUUGGGGCAAAUGGCAGCAACCCCUCACCUCCCCCCAGCUUAUCACUUGGUUGUGGAGCUCCAGUUAUUGGUUUCACACCCCUUGAUGGCCUCAGUGGUGUCCUUUGACCUCCCUUAGACUUCGCAGUUCCACAAGA